AUGCUAGCACCGGGCAUUCGCGUCGCCCGCGGUCCCGACUGGAUCUGGCAGGAUCAAGACGACGGCGAAGGACAUGUCGGUACGCUGUGCGAAAUAGGACGCUCCGGAUCGACGCACUCGCCGGACAAGACGGUGGUGGUUAACUGGGACUCGGGCCACCGGACCAACUACCGGGUCGGCUACCACAAGCAGUACGAUCUGAUCGUGAUCGACAACGCCCAGAUCGGCGUCAAGCACCCGAACAUCAUCUGCGACGGGUGCUCGAAGGCGGGCAUCGCCGGGAUCCGGUUCCGGUGCGCCGAGUGCCCGUACUACGACCUGUGCGCCACGUGCUACGGGAACGACGUGCACGACCUCGAGCAUCCCUUCAUCCGCUUCCAGACGGCCAACUCUGUCGGCAUCCGCGUACCGCCACGGAAGGGAGCGACGAGAGUGCAACUGAAGGGCAUCUUCGUCGGUGCUCGAGUAACGCGCGGUCCCGACUGGGAAUGGAAUAAUCAGGACGGUGGUCCAGGCAAAACGGGACGUGUAAUGGAAAUUCGUGGCUGGGACAACGAGUCCUGCCGUAGUGUUGCGAGCGUCGGGUGGGCUUCCGGUUCGACCAACGUGUACCGGCUCGGCCACAAGGGUAACGUCGAUCUGCGGUACGUGCAGCCGGCCGUCGGUGGGUACUACUACAAGGACCACAUGCCAGUAUUAGGUCAACCAGAGGAACAGCAACCGGUCUCGCCCCCGGUCCGUUCCCACUUCUACGUCGGCGAUCGGGUGCAAGUGAACAUCUCGGAGGAUCGGCUGAAAACGCUCCAGCAGGGCCACGGCGGCUGGAAUCCGCGGAUGGCCGAGUACCUGCCCAAGAUCGGCAUCGUGCACCGGAUCACCGACAAGGGCGACAUCCGCGUGCAGUACGAGGGCUGCGCCAACCGGUGGACGUUCCAUCCGGCGGCCCUGGUGAAGAUCUUUAGCUUCAACCUGGGCGACAUUGUGACGUUUAUCGGUGACGGGGCCAAGAUGCAGCAGCUGCAGAAGGGCCACGGCGAGUGGAUCGAAACGAUGCACAACGUGCUGGGCAAGUCCGGGAAGGUGAUAAAGAUCUACAGCGACGGCGAUCUGCGGGUGCAGCAGCUCGACGAGGACAUGGCGUGGACGGUCAACCCGAAGUGCGUGAAGCUGGAGCGAUCGUCGGUGUCGCAUGCGGCCGCGACCGAGCGCUCGAACAGCAUGAUGGAUCUGAGUAACCAGCGCACGAACGAGCACCACAUGACGCCGCUGUCCGGCCUGUCCGGAAGCUCGGCCGCCGACCGGUUGGUCCGCGAAGCGUCGCAGGGCAACAUGGAGUUUGUGCAGAACUAUCUAGGGAUGAACCAGGAAGCGGUGGAUUGUGUGAGCGGUGGGAAGACGUGCCUGCAGGUGGCCGCCCACCAGGGCCACGUGGAGAUGGUCAAGUACCUGCUGCUGCUCGGUGCCAACGUGAACGUCGUCGACAAGGAGGGUGAUUCGACGCUGCAUUACGCGGCCUUUGGCAACCAGCCGGAGGUGAUGCGCGUGCUGCUGCAGCAUAGUGCCAACAUCGAUGUGCUGAACUCGUCGCACUGCUCGGCCCUGCACAUCUCCGCGCACAAGAAGCCACCGCACUGCGUGAAGGUGCUGCUCGAGUUCGGGGCGAACGUGAACGUGCAGGAUGCCUACGGGGACACGGCCCUGCACGACGCCAUCGGCAAGGAGAACACGGAGGUGGUGGAGCUGCUGUGUGCGUGUCCGACGCUCGAUCUGACGAUACGCAACAACCGUGGCUUUAACGCGCUCCACCAUGCGUCGCUGAAGGGAAACGUUCACGCGGCGCGCCACAUUAUCCGCCUGGCACGGCAGCUGGUGAACGUGCGGAAGGACGACGGCUUUUCGGCGCUCCAUCUGGCCGCCCUGAACGGCCACUCGAAGGUGGUGGAGGUGCUGGUGCAGGAGGGCCAGGCGGACGUGAACAUACGGAACAAUCGCAGCCAGACCCCGUUCCUGCUGGCCGUCUCGCAGGGCCACACGGCCGCGAUCGAGAAGCUGGUGGACCUGGGCUGUGAUAUACGGGCGCGCGACGAGGACGGCGACAAUGCGAUGCACCUGUGCAUCAUCAAGAAGGCCAACCUGGUGCAGGAAGUGUCCCCGACGGACGCACCGAAGAUCCACGACAUCUACCGAUCGCUCGUCGACACGGUCAGCGACAGUCGGUUGAUGUACGCGUUGCUGUGUUUUCUCGCCAGCGAAGGUUGUCCGCUGGACGUGAAUCUGAAGGGAGCCCGUGUGCUGGACUGGAUAGCGAGCCCACAGAUCAAGGAGAUCGUCGUCGAGUACGAGCGGGCGAGAUUGGCACGGGAAGCGGCCGCAGCGGCUGCUGCCACCACCAUCGGGCCAAUCAUCUCGUCCACCGUUGAUCGCUGUGGUGGUUCUUCGCGCAACAAUCUGCCAUCGAGCGAAGAGGACCAGCAGCAGCAGCAACUGGUGCUGAGCAACUUCGAAUCGUUGAGUUUGGCCAACAGCCAACAGCAGCAACCGCCGAUGGACAAACCUCAGGACGGUGGUAGUGGCAACUCGGUGGAGAACGGAAAUCCGCCGAUCGCCGGUCUGUUCGCCGGACCGGGCGUAAGCGGCCUGCAGCAACACACCACCGUAAGCAGCAAUCCUCCGACGCCGGCGCGUCGGCAUCGGGGCCACAACCGACACGAUGCGACGGGCGCGGCACUCGUGACACCGCCGGCAGUGCUCGGUGCGGGCCAAAGCGGUCCGACGGACGAACCGGAGCUCCGGUUGUUCGGUGCGGAACCCGUUACCGUUACCACCUCGUCGUCGGCGGCGGCCACCGGUGAUAGUAGUCUUAGUUCCGGCAACAGCAACAUCAUUGCCGUGCCCGUAGAUAGUCCCGUGCGUUACAAGUCACCGAACAGAACCUUAUCGCCGUUCGGCGGUGCGGCGGCAGCCUCGCAGAGCGACCCGACCCUGGCGACCGGGGCCCCGAUCCCACCCGUUCCCGUUGGACCAUCGAAGCAUAUCAGCCGGCGGCAGUACGUCGGCGGCGACAAGACGACGGCUUCGUCCGCGGCACCUUCGUCCGGCACCGCCGUUUCAUCGCCAGUGGCCGGCAGCGGAGGAACCAGCUGCCCUGUGACCGGCGGCGGCGGAGGAGUUCCGUUUCCGUGUCUAGUGCCGCGCGAGUGCAUCGUGUGCAACGAAAGCCUGCAGCUGAUCGUGUUCGACCCCUGCCAGCAUCAGAUCGCCUGCGAAGAGUGUGGCGUGCGGAUGAAAAAGUGUCUCACGUGUGGCAUGCACAUCGAACGGCGCGUGACGGCCGCCGGCGUGCCGCUCUACAGUGGCAAGGACGGUCGCCAACCGUCCGCCGACCGGUUGCGGUACCUGGAGAGCAAGAUCAUGGAGAUCGAGGAAACGCACUGUUGCAGCAUCUGCAUGGAGCGGCGCCGCAAUGUGGCGUUCCUGUGCGGGCACGGUUCGUGCUCGAAGUGUGCCGAAACGCUCAAGAUUUGCCACAUGUGCCGGAAGACGAUCACCAAAAAGAUCAACCUUUACUAAGCGGCUGCCCGGGAGCGUCCCGGGGCCCUGUAGUUACCAAAAACCGAAAAAGGAAUCGCAAACGCAUAGUUAGACACGCAGCGAAGGGGGGCUGAUAGGGGAACGAGUGUCACGUC
Anopheles cruzii is the source of this 3686-nucleotide messenger RNA. It is a transcript of the gene mib2, whose product is annotated as E3 ubiquitin-protein ligase MIB2. Gene Ontology annotation, biological process: protein ubiquitination. The record is from RefSeq and is a predicted model, not a curated record. Gene Ontology annotation, cellular component: cytoplasm. Gene Ontology annotation, molecular function: zinc ion binding; protein binding; ubiquitin-protein transferase activity. NCBI's taxonomy places the organism in Eukaryota, Metazoa, Arthropoda, Insecta, Diptera, Culicidae. Bases 1 to 3570 code for a protein of 1189 amino acids. The transcript is spliced from 5 exons.